GCCCGUUCCGGCUCCAGAGCAGCCCGGCUGCAGACGGCGUCUAUCGGGAACUCUUAUCUGCGCUCUGGUGCAGCAGCGCAUGCGAGGCUGCAGCAACGCGAGCAGUAAAUCCAGGCUCAUAUCAGACUGCCUCCACUGACAGGCUGCUGCGCAAAUGUUGGGAGACAAAGCUCACGGCGUGACUUUGAAGGUGAUGGAGUACACGUAUGAUGAAGACUUGGAAGAGCUGUGUCCGGUGUGCGGUGACAAAGUGUCGGGUUACCACUACGGCCUGCUGACCUGCGAGAGCUGCAAGGGCUUCUUCAAGAGGACGGUGCAGAACAACAAGAGGUACACGUGCGCUGAGAACCAGGAGUGCAAAAUAGACAAGACACAGAGGAAGCGAUGCCCCUUUUGCCGCUUCCAGAAGUGUCUCAACGUUGGCAUGCGAUUAGAAGCGGUGCGCGCAGAUCGCAUGCGUGGGGGGAGGAAUAAAUUUGGCCCAAUGUACAAGAGAGACAGGGCCUUGAAGCAGCAGAAGAAGGCUUUGAUACGAUCCAACGGGUUCAAGCUGGAGAGCACGGCUCUGCCGUCAGCCUCCCCACUGCAGACUGACUACAGCUUCACUGGCACCCUGCACACGCUGCCCACCAUUUCCAAAAGUCUGCUUCCUUCCACCACAAGCUCUGUCACCCCUACAGACUACGAAGCCAACCUAUAUGGACCUACAUCCCUGGGCAUGGCCAUGCAGUCUCACGUGCCUCUCAACCCGCAGUACCAGUACACGGCCUUUCCCAGCAGGGCAAUCAAAGCCGAGUGCCCUGACUACACCAGCUCCCCCGAGUCCCUGACUGGAUACCCGUACCCAGAUGUGUAUCCGUCGGCCUCACCGCAGCCCCCCAGCCUGCCUCCGCUGGUGCUGGAGCUGUUACGCUGCGACCCCGACGAGCUGGUGGUGCAGAACAAGAUUGUUGCUCAUUUGCAGCAGGAGCAGAGCAACAGGGGGCGGCUGGACAAGCCGAGCACCUUCAGCCUCAUGUGCCGCAUGGCAGACCAGACCUUGUUCUCCAUCGUGGAGUGGGCUCGGAGCUGCAUUUUUUUCAAGGAGCUAAGGGUGGGGGAUCAAAUGAAGCUGCUUCAUAACUGCUGGUCUGAACUUCUGGUCUUGGAUCAUAUUUUCAGACAAGUCCAGCACGGAAAGGAAGACAGCAUCCUGCUGGUGACCGGCCAGGAGGUCCAGCUGUCAUCCAUCCUAUCUCAAGGAGAGGCCACCCUGUGCAGUCUGGUCCAAAGAGGUCAGGAGCUGGCAGCAAGGUUGAGGGCGCUGCAGGUUGACCGCAGAGAGAUCGCCUGUCUGAAGUUCCUUCUACUGUUCAACCCCAAUGUAAAGCUGCUGGAGAACCAGGCCUUCGUGGAGGGUGUCCAGGAGCAGGUGAACGGCGCUCUGCUGGAGUACACCCUCACCACGUACCCUCAGUUCCAGGAGAAAUUCAGCCAGCUGGUGGUGCGGCUGCCUGAGCUGCGCUCCCUCAGCACGCAGGCUGAGGACUACCUGUGCUACAUGCAUCUGAGUGGAGAGGUGCCCUGCAAUAAUCUGCUCAUCGAGAUGCUGCACGCUAAGAGAGCGUGCGUGUGAGGGACACACAAAGAGUUGUCGUCAUGUGUUGUUUGGUGAGAAUGACUGUGUGGAAAAGAUGGAAAACUCUUAGAUUGACAGGUUUACACUGGAUUGCCUUUAUUGGGGCUUUUGCUUUGGGUGGACGUGAGAAAAUUCUGUUUAGAGUUUGAAUAUAAAAGAAAGAUAAUUUUAAUAUUUGGACUGCUACUGUUUUCAUAUCCUGCAAAGCUACUUUAAUGUGACCUUUAUAAACUGGAUUUUCUACCCGAUUUUCAAACGUCUAAAUUUAGAUUUCGGGGUGGAGUUGUUCUGUGUUUCUUUUUGACUAAAUAUGUCUUCAAUCUGUCAUUACAAUCCAUUCCUCCGAGCUGCCAAAUGACUUAAAAUUGCAGGAAGAGACUCCACCUUAGCCAAAUGCUACCAAGUCAGUCAAAUCUGGUGCCCAGUUACCCAGUCCCAUGUUAGCUGCUUUGUUUUGAAAUUUUCUCAGCUGUUUCUUUAUGCCACUGUCACAGGACUUUGUAAAAAAUAAAAUCCAGUGUAAACUA
Molecule: messenger RNA, 2145 nt
Organism: Oryzias latipes (Japanese medaka)
Lineage: Eukaryota; Metazoa; Chordata; Actinopteri; Beloniformes; Adrianichthyidae
Gene: nr5a1
Product: nuclear receptor subfamily 5 group A member 1
Biological process (GO): regulation of transcription by RNA polymerase II; hormone-mediated signaling pathway; tissue development
Cellular component (GO): RNA polymerase II transcription regulator complex
Molecular function (GO): zinc ion binding; nuclear receptor activity; RNA polymerase II cis-regulatory region sequence-specific DNA binding
Source: RefSeq, marked provisional